Histoplasma capsulatum G186AR is the source of this 1875-nucleotide messenger RNA. Its product is annotated as ATP-dependent RNA helicase DBP9. NCBI's taxonomy places the organism in Eukaryota, Fungi, Ascomycota, Eurotiomycetes, Onygenales, Ajellomycetaceae. The record is from RefSeq and is a predicted model, not a curated record. The transcript has 4 exons. Gene Ontology annotation, molecular function: RNA helicase activity; ATP binding; nucleic acid binding. Bases 1 to 1875 code for a protein of 624 amino acids.
AUGAAGCGGAAGCUUGAUGCCAACAAUGUCCCUUCCCCGGAAGAUAGUGCGGGAAAAAGUAGCACCUCCCACAGUUUCGAGACCUUGAAACUGGAUCCCAGGCUUCUCCAAGCCCUCACGCAACAGAAAUUCACAAAGCCAACGCUGAUUCAAGCGGAAGCUAUCCCGCUGGCUUUAGAUGGAAAGGAUGUAUUAGCCCGUGCAAAGACCGGAUCUGGAAAAACAGCCGCAUACCUUCUGCCCGUCCUUCAGUCAAUUCUGCAACAAAAGAUGAAUAAUCCUGCGCACAAGUCGAUUUCAGCUUUGAUUCUAGUUCCGACGAGGGAAUUGGCAGAACAAGUACACAGGACAGCGAUUUCAUUCUCCGCAUUUUCUGGCAAAGAUAUACGCUCCGCAAAUCUCACCCAGAAGGUUUCCGAUGCCGUUCAACGCGCGCUUCUUGCCGAUCUCCCCGAUAUCGUCGUAUCGACGCCCGCUCGGGCUGUAGCGAAUGUCAACAGUUCUGCGCUGUCCCUCGAGCGUCUAACACAUCUAGUCAUUGAUGAAGCCGAUCUUGUCCUCUCGUACGGCUACGAGGAAGACAUGCAGAACCUUGCCAAAGCUGUUCCACGGGGUGUUCAAACCUUUUUAAUGAGCGCAACUUUUACUUCGGAAGUAGAUACGCUAAAAGGCUUAUUCUGCCGGAACCCGGUUGUUUUAAAGCUGGAAGAGAAGGAGGAUGAAGGGGCUGGAAUAAGCCAGUUUGUUGUCAGAUGUGCGGAGGAUGAGAAGUUCCUCUUGACUUAUGUUAUAUUUAAAUUACAACUGGUCAAGGGGAAAUGUAUCAUAUUUGUCGGUGACGUGGACCGUUGCUACCGAUUGAAAUUAUUUCUUGAGCAGUUUGGCAUCAGAAGUUGUGUUCUUAAUUCGGAGCUGCCUGUAAAUUCACGUAUCCACGUGGUUCAAGAAUUCAACAAGGGCGUUUACGACAUUAUAAUAGCAGCCGAUGACCAGGAGGUUCUAGGUGAACUACGAAAAAAUUCUAAGAAACAACCGAGGAAAUCGGAUCAAAGCUCCAGGGACUCUGAAUAUGACGGCGCUCAGGCGUCAAAGAAUAACGACCAAUACUCUAGCGAAGACGAUGCCGAAACUCAGCCAAGCAAACGUCCCAAAAAGUCCGCAAAGGAAAAGGACUACGGGAUUUCCCGUGGUAUUGAUUUCCAAAACGUCGCCUGCGUUCUCAACUUCGACCUCCCUACCACCUCGAAAUCCUACACACAUCGCAUCGGCCGCACAGGCCGUGCGGGAAAGACUGGGAUGGCCCUCUCCUUUGUCAUCCCCUCGGAUCAAUUCGGCAAACAUAAACCAACCAGCAUCCCCUCCGCCAAGCACGACGAGGCAAUGCUGAGUAAAAUCAUCAAGCGACAGGGCAAGCUCGGUCGGGAGGUGAAGCCCUACCAUUUCGAUAUGAAGCAGGUCGACGCAUUCCGAUACCGUAUGUCGGAUGCGCUCCGUGCCGUUACCCGCGUUGCCGUCCAGGAAGCGCGCGCGCGAGAGAUUCGUCAGGAGCUUGUCAAGAGUGAGAAACUGAAGCGCCAUUUCGAGGAGAAUCCCGAAGAGUUGAGGCAGUUGCGGCAUGAUGGGGAGCUACGGGCUGCUCGUGUGCAGGCGCAUUUGAAACAUGUGCCAGAUUAUCUGAUGCCGACGAAGGGAAGGGGAGGUCUUAGCAGUGGCACAGGUGCUGAUGUUGGGUUUGUGGGGUUCAAGAAGACGCAUGAAAAUCGGAUUCGGAAGGCUAGGGAGAAAAACAGGGGAAGAGGCAGAGGGGGGAAGGCUGGUAGGGGUGGGAAGCGAGUUGAUCCGUUGAAGAGUUUUAAUUCUGGUGGCAAGCAUUGA